AUGUCAACUUCUUUCACGAACACCUCUACUGUCAUCCCUGCCUCAAACAUCACAACGACGACCACUCCCACCACCGGAGAUCACAUUGCUAGUGUUCUGCCGCACUCGAGCACCACCACCAUUAUCCUCGCCUCAACCACUACAUCGUUCGCAGCGAUCGGCUCCACUAACACCACCACUUCUCUCUCACUCCCACCACCGGAGACGGCAUCCGACGUCCUGUCAACUACUACCUUCAUCACCACCGCCCUUACCAUUAGCAAUACGGACUCGAUCCCAGCCUGUCCGCAUUGCGACGACGCAUUCAGCUCACACGUUGGCCUGGUCGGUCACUUGCAAGCCCAACGCACUGUGACUAGUGCACCGGUGCCCAGAGCCCCGAUAUACAUCCGUUGUACCCGCAUCUAA
Spirometra erinaceieuropaei is the source of this 408-nucleotide messenger RNA. Lineage: Eukaryota; Metazoa; Platyhelminthes; Cestoda; Diphyllobothriidea; Diphyllobothriidae. The record is from the annotation of a GenBank genome assembly.